AUGAAUGGUAAUAACAACAAACAAGAUCAACUGUGUAGUGAUACUCCAUCAGAAAGUUCACUAAACAAUCCUAUUUCGGAUGUAAUAAAUACUGAAAAUACAAGUUUGGCAUACCCGAAAUCACCAUCGACGACAUUAUUUCCGGUGCAUGCGUUCAACACUUUAAAUUCUCUGUUAUCACGACCACAUUGGCAAGUACCUGUUCUACCAGAUUCACAGUUGGAAACUAUACUAUUGGCAUCAAUCAAUAUGGCUAAACAUGGUGAAGAUGUUCAUUCACAAGAUUGUUUACGAUUUUAUUCAGAUGGCUUAAUUAGUUCUUUUCAGAAAAUAUUUCGUGAUGAUGCAGUUACUCGUUGGGAUUCACAUAUCUUACAUUUUAUUUACGCCAAUUCUUUACUGGGCAUUGAAUUGUGUUCUAUAAAAGCAAAAUCUGAUUGCCUAGCAAUAUUAGAAUUGGAAACUAUUCUAUUUGAUCCUAAUUCACAGUUUCACACACGUAGUAUAAUUUCCACUAGUGUAACACACGAAAUUCGUUAUGGUGUUCAUAGGAAUGUUGUAUGUCGAUUUGAAGAUAUUAUUAAAUUAUUGCCACAUAUAUCAAUAUCAAACGAAAACGACAGUACGUGUCAACAACAACCAGGAAAAAUAGAUGGAGAUACUAAUGCCAUAGAGAUGAAUAAUGAUCCCCUGACACUAAACAAUACUGUUCAAAUAAAAGAAUAUUCUAUUUCUUAUGCAAAUUAUAAAGAUGCACCUAUUCUAGUGGAUUUUAUUAAUCUAUUUGGACGACUCAAUGGAUUCGAUCGAUUGAAAGCACGUUUCCUUGAAUUAGAUAACAAAUACCAUUGGGACGAGAAACAGAGAGAUAUGUUGCAACAACACCUUCAACAACAAUCAAAUCUUCAGACAGAAUUCUUAUCACUUAGUCUAAUAAAUGCUUAUCUGCAUCCUUUUGCUUUAUGUUCAAAUUAUUUAAGUGACUCAGUAAUUGAAGAAUAUUUCAAACCAAUAGUGACUAUUGUUGUCAAUUAUUUAUCUCAUUUAACUGAUGAUCAAAUUAAACGUGAAACUAAAAAAGAAAUGCGUAAAGAUGAUUUCAUCACUGGUUUGAAACUGUCUUUAUGCACAUUAACAAAACGUAUUCCAUCCUCAACCGAAGAUGAUAUUGAAACUAUUGAAUUACUUAGUCUUAAUGUAAUCUAUCGUUUCUUUCAGCUGUCUUCUUUCAAUGGGAAAAUGAACACAUUGAACGAAUUAAUUCGUCUAUUACCUAAUACUAAUUCAUUACGAGUUGGUCAGUGGAUUACAGAUAUUAAGUUAUUAAAAUUAUUACUUCGUGAAAAUUUACAUCAAUUACAAUAUGUAGAAAAAGUUGAAGAGAUAAUACGUUUUAUGAUAAGAAAAUUAUUAUUAACAUUAAAUGAUUUAGAUAGUAUAUGGGAAUCACAAAUUGGUAAACAUGAAACUAUCAUUAAAAAUAUAUUCAAUAUGUUAACACAUUUAGCAUUGGAAUUUUCAAUGAAUCAAUUAAAUCAUUUAUUUCAUUGUUUUAAGCAAAGUUGGAAAAAAGCAACAAAACGUCAACGUGAACGUUUAAUUGAUUUGAUCACAAUGUUAGCUGAACAAGAUACCGAUGGUAUGAUGAUGCAAAAAACAUUAGAUCUUCUAUGGGAUUGGGCUAUCAGUUUGAAAUUUUCCACUGAUUUAAUGAAUGCUUCACUUAAAUCACAUGCAAAAAUUCUUAGUUGUAAUAAUAAGCCAUUCAUAUGUCAACUUCGGAGUGUUUGGCUUGGGAAGCUUGCAAGUUUUUUAAAAAUUGAACCAAACACUGAUGAAGGUUGUUUAUUACCUGCUGCAAAACAGUUCAUUGAAAUUGCCAACCUUUACAAUACGGGUUCACCAAAUGAAAAUACUUUAAUUCAAAGUAUAAAUCAACGACAUAAUGUUUUAAAGGCAGCUGUAGAUUGUAUCAUACAAACAAUGUGGUCAGUACAUGAAGAACGUUUAAAUUUAAUAAUGAAAAAUCAAUCUAUUCCAUCCAAGUCUUCACAUUCAAUAAAUACAUCAAAACAUCAAAUACAUUCUAAUUUACAAUUAAUUAAAGUGAAAGAAUUAUUAAAACUUCUACGUUAUCUUAUAUUUCAAUGUCAUUUAUUAUGUCCAAUAGAUUUAUUACAAGGAAUAUGGGAUUCAUUAUUAAAGCCAACAUUUCAACCCAAUUCUAUCAUAAAUAAUCAUAUUUUAAACAAAUUUCAUAAUCAGAUUAUCUUAUCCAAUGAUUGUGAUUUAUGCUUUAAAUGGUUUAUAUUAUUUUUGAAUGAUUCCAUAUGGUUAAUCUAUCGUGAUUUUAUAUGGGAUAAUUAUACUACAUUAAAUCCAAAAUUAAUGACCAAUGCUGGUGUAGAAUUCGUUGUUCAAUUAUUUUGUCGUAUCAAUUCAGAUAAUACAUGUGUUAUUAGUGAAUUGAAUGAACUCAAUACAAUUAAAUUAUUAUCAAUGACAUCACCAUCAUCAUCAUUGCCAUUAUCAUCUACAAUUGUAAAUCAUUCUAUUAUUCCCAAUGAGACUAAUUACACAGUUGCUACUAUUAAUGAUAAUUAUUCUACUGUAACCAAUACUACUACUAAUACUACUAAUACUACUACCAAUACUACUGAUACUACUACUACCAUGACUACUUCCACAAGUAUGAAAUUAGUUAAUUUAAACCAAUUAUGGAAUUUUAUAUUAUAUUCAAAUAAGAUAGUUUAUCAAAAAAUAUGCAAAUUAUUAUUACAAUUAUAUACAAAUUUCAAUUCUAAUAUAAAUUUGAAUAAACGUAAAGAAUUAUGUUUUAAUAUUAUGAAAUUAUGUUAUGCCUAUAUUAAAAGGGAUUAUAAUGAGUUAAUUUCGUCUAUCGAAAAACAAACAAAUUAUGAAGCAACACUAUCACCAUCAUCGUCAUCAUUACCUACCUCGUUAUCAUGUGAUCCUGAAAUAAAAUCGGCUAAAUUCAAACGUAUAUUAAGAAUUUUAAAAUUAUUGAAACGUUUUACAGUCAGAAUGAAUUUAGAAAUGUAUAUUAAUGAUGCAAGUGAUUAUAUUCCAUUAAAACGUUCAUGGAUUGGUUCAUCAUUUUUCUUGACAGUCACCUGUCAAGGUUUACCAAUUUUAUUUCCUACCAAUUGUAAUAACAACAAUAUUAGUGCUAGUGAUGAUAUUAUUGAUAAUAAUAAACAAAUUUAUCUAUCUGAUGGUAAAACAGUCACAAUUACACUCAUUGUACAUGGAAAUCUAACUUUAGGUGAAUUACGUGUUUAUCUUUUAAAUUUCUGUCUACAUGGUUUCACAUCAAUUAAUAACAAUUCCAAUGAUAACGGUAACAAUUACGGUGGUAGAGCCACCAGUGGUGGUAGUAGCAGUAGUAGUAGUGGUAUUCAAUGUCAAGACAAUAAUGUUUCACAUUCAAUAACAAAUUCAAUGUAUCAAUUAGAAUUACGUAUCAUAAAUAUGGAACAGACAAAUUCAAAUAAUUGUAUAUUACAUCAUAAUAUUGAUAAUGAAUUGUUGGUGAAUUUAUUUUUGUUCUAUCCUAAUUGGACUAGAAAUUUCUUAGAUAAUCGUGAUCAUAUAAAUAAUGAUGUUUCAUUUGUCCAUCUGGAAUUGUCCGCAAAAUUGAUGUUUACCAAUAACGAACUAUCAUCGUCCACUACUGAAUCAUCAACUACAACACCUGGCUCUUUACAAUUUUCUUCUUAUUAUCUUAAAGUAUUUGAUAAUAUUGAAGUCAACGCAACACAACAAAGUAGUAGUGAUAUUGCCCUAGGUCGUCUUCAUACUACUGACAAUACUACUACCACUAUUAGUAAUAAUAAUUCUUUGAAAGACGACGAAGAUCAUUUACUGCCAUCAGAAUUAAAGAUCUUCGAUUCAAUAAUUGAUCGGAAUUUUGAAGAAGAACAACUUGCAAACAAUAAUAAUAGUAAAUGUGGUAGUUUAUUGGUAGAUAGUAAAUUGAAGAUAGACGACUCUGAUGCAUUGAAAUGCACUCAACAGUUGGAUAUGGAUCGUGAAGGUGAAUUCAUUUUCAAUACUGAUCAACGUAUUGAAUUCUUAUUAAAUUUGAGUAGGAUUGCAUUAGCUUUAAAUCAUUCUAAUGUAUAUCAUAGUAUUAUGCAACUACUCAAUUGUAUGCCAUUGCAUAAAAAAUUAAUUCAAUUUAUUAAAGAUAGUUUAAUCCAAUUAGUUGAUAAGAAAAUUAUUGAACGUUGCAAUGAACAGUCUACUGAACCUCUCUUAUCACAAACAUGGUUUCAUCAUUUACUUACAAAACCAAAUGUAUCAACUGGAGUAUUUCAUUUAUUCAAUGAUAAACAAAUCAAUUUAGAGAAUACACCGAAUUACAUUGAAUUAUUGUAUACAAUUCAAGUUUUAUAUUGUUUAAUGAUGCCUAGUUGUUUAGUGAAACAUUAUCAUUUCAUUAAAUUGAAUGAAGAUCAUAAUCAAUUUCAUACUUCAUGUAAUAAUAGUAAUAAUAUGUAUAAUUGUCAAGACUUCGUUCUUCCUAAUACCACCACUACUAAUAAUAAUAAUAAUAAUAAUCGGAAUAUCAGUAGUAACACUAUGCCAAGGACAAUAGAUUUUACUACAAACAAUUUGUUUAAUCAAAUUCCAGAUUGGUCAGAUUCCAUAACUAUCACCCUGCUUCUACUUCGUGGUGGUGCCUUAAACUUACUUCUUUCGUCUCCACUUUUAGUAUCCUCAUUCACUCCCACAUCAUCAUUAUAUCAUAAACUUAUUAACUGUGAUAAGAAUGAAGGAAAACAUGCUUUAUCCCAUGAUCACUUACUCGAUUCCCAUUCUUCUCUUGGGCUUUCAUCUUUUGCUAGUAUUGUUAAUAAAAAUGAUGACAAUCAGAUUAUUUUCUAUGACACAACAAUUCAUUGGAAACUACUCUAUCACAUACGUCUAUGGCUAUUAAGAUUAAUUCGUGUAUUACUUAUUUGUACAGCUAAUACAUUAGUAUUAUAUAAACUAGAUUCAACAUCAGAUUAUAUGUGUAAUGUAUUCAAAAAGUCAUCAUUUUAUCAGUUAUUAAUUUCUCUAGCAGUCUCUGUGAAAGAUUCUAGUUCCUGUCGGAAUGAUUUUUCAUUUACCAAUUCUUUACGACAAAGUUCACAACCACUGGCGCAGUCGUUAUCAGAUAGUACUAAUACUACCACUGCUACAACGAAGAUGAUAACAGAAACCAAUGCUACUGGAAAUCUUGAUGGUACUAAGGAUAGUGAUGAUGGUGAUGUAGAUAAUGCAGAGUGUAAUAUUGAACAUAUUUGUAAAUUACUACUUCAUACUUAUAAAUUAACUAGUAGUACAAAUCAUCCUGUACUAGGUGGAGAUUAUUUUCUACUUUUGCACGCUUUACACGUUGCACAGUUAACAAUUGUAUCUAAUAUAUCCUUAAAUGAAGUGAAAAAUUACUGGCUUAAAAGUAAUAUAAAAAGUACUUUUGGAAAUCUAUUCUUAACUGGAUGGCAAACAAGAUAUGGUUGUGAAAAUCCAAUGGAAUAUUUAAAAGAUUUCAGUAUGAAACCUAAUCGUAUUGGUAAACUGCAUUCAUGUACUGAUAUAAAUAAUGUACAAGAAAAUAAUUUAUUAAGAGAUAAAUCAGCUUCACCAAAAAAUGAUCUGUCAGUUGAAUCCUUCUCUCAACUUGCAUUAACGGAAAAUAAAUUUCAAGAUAUCAAUGAAGAUAUCCUCCCAGUUAAUGAUAUCGAACAAAGAGUUACUAAUAAUCUGUCUAAUUCAACUCGUUUAUCCUCAUCAGCAUUAUCUUUAUUAUCAUGUGAAUCUACGUUGUCAUCAUCUUCCUCAUCGUCAACAUUAUCUUCUGUUCGCCAGUUACACUCAUUAUCAUCGUCAAGUUCAUCUAAUAAUGAGAAUAUUGAUGGUGGCGGUAAUAAUAAUGGUCGUAGUAGUAAUAGUAGUAGUAACAGUAGUAGUAGUGGUAGUAGUAAUAAUAGUGAUUCCAAUGAUAUUGAAGAUAGAAAUCUGUCGAAAUUAUUAUAUUCUAACUUUCAUGAACAAUGCUUCAAUUCUUUUCGAAGUGGUGAAACUCAAGGUUCAGUAAUCAUAGAGGCAUUAAACUGUAUUACAUGGUAUCAAUGCUUGCAUCCACAGAAUGAAUUUUGUACAUUUUUAAAGUAUCCUUUAUCAUAUAAAAUGUUAGUUAGUUUAUCACAGAAUCAUUCAACAGUAGAUGAUCAUCGUAGUUGCUGUGAUCGUCGUGGUAGCAAUCAUCAUAAACGUUCACGUCAAUAUCGUCGUUAUCAACCUCCUUCUGUUCUCCAGUCUCAUUCUUAUCAAUAUGAUUAUAAUUGUCAAUUAACUGGUGCAGAUUUAUUACAAGAUUUAUUAUUUUCCGAUUCAUUAAUUAUUCGCAUAUCUACAAGAUAUUUUUUGCAUACUUUAUUAACAUUUACUACAAUUGAGAAUAGAGAUUAUGCCUAUUAUGCAUUGGAACAAAUGUUCAAUUGGUUACCUAAUUACGUUCUAUCAAAAAUAACACAAUCUGAUGAAUAUUUUAAUUUACUUGUUCAAAUCAUUCCAUUUAUGCAUAAUCAUGAACAAUUUUUACAAAGUGCCCAUCAAUGGCUUAGAGAUGAAAUUGUUUGGCUUCGAUCAAUGAUAACUGAUCGUCAAUUAGGAUCUUGUGACGCAUCUAUUUCUUAUCCUUCUGUUGAUAUCACUCCACCGAUUUUUCAUUGUGCUACAUCUCCAGAAUCCACUGAUCAAUCAUCACUAGACAAAGAAUCCGCAUGUCUCCGACCAGAGACUAUUGUUCAUCAAUUUCAUGUUAUGUCCAUAGAAGACAAAGAUACCUUAAUUUGUGGACACUUGAGAAUUCUCAAAUCAUUGUAUCAAUGUAUUCUAGAUUCUACUCAUUCUUCGGUACAAUUAUUAACGUGUGGAGAUGAUACUGAUCAACUAUUCGGUGAGAUGAAACAAACAUCAAGACAGAUAAAUGACUUCCCGACAAUUAUUGUAAACAGUGUUGAUAGAAACAAUGAGGAUAACGUCAAUUGUAUAAGUACUACAUCGAAAACUGUAAAUACUAAUGAUCUACAAUGUAAUAAAAAUUCAUCAAAUUAUUUAAUAAAUCAAUUGUAUUUAGUUAAAGACUUAGUUGAACUUUUACUGUUUCCCGCUUCGAAACAGUAUAACGAAAUACGCAGGUCUACAAUAUGCUCACAAAUCAAUAACCAUCAUAACAUAAUAAACUGUGACUACAACAAUAUUAACAAUGACAUGAUUGAUCAUAAUUCUUAUUCUCCAUUAUCUACAUCACAUUUCUCCACAUUUUCUAAUUUAUCAUGUUCAAGAAAAUUAAUGAAUUCAACUUUUGAUUUCCUCCUAUCAAUAACUAUUCGUAAUCCAUUGAAUAGUCAGUUAUUAACAACUAUGCUGUAUGAUUUGAUUUUUUCUACCAAUGCAAGACCUGUGAAUUUCAACUGGAAUUAUAAUUUUGGAUUAAAUUCUACUAAUUCAACAUCAUUAUUACCAUCAUCAUCAAUUUUAUCUGAUCAUAUUGAUAAAAACAAUUGGACUAAUAAUGAUUAUAGCAAUUACAACCGUAAUGAAAAUGAUAUGAGUAUUACACAUCGUUUUGUUGGUCUUAAAAAUGGUGGAGCUACAUGUUAUAUGAAUUCUAUUAUACAACAGUUGUUUACACUAGAUCCAAUUCGUGAUUGUAUACUUAGUGCAAAUCCAGAAUCUCUACUCAUAGAUUGUAAGUUGUUGAUUGAUAAAGAAGCUUCAAAAACGAUGAAUACUUCAACUGUGCUUACAACUUCAACAAUCUCCGGUGAUGAUAUCGCUGACAAUAUUUGUCAACAAAGAUUAGAUGAGGAAUCAAAAGUCAACACUCCGAUCCCCAAUGAUCAGUCAUCACAAGAGUCAGAAUUCAAACCUUUAAAUAAAGAAAAAAUUCAUCAUCUAAAUGUGUUAUAUCAUAUGCAAACUAUUUUUGGACAUUUAGCUUAUAGCCGUGUUAAAUAUUAUGCGCCAGUAGAAUUUUGGCGUCAUUUCAAAUUUCGUGCAGAAGCUGUACAUGUUAGAGAACAACAUGAUGCAUUGGAAUUUUUUCAAAUACUUGGUAAUGAUUUGGAUGAAGCUUUAGAAUUAUGCAAAUUACCUAAAAUUGUUGAAGUUGUUUUAGGUGGUAAAUUUGCUGAUCAAAAGAUCUGUUUGGAUUGUCCACAUCGAUAUACAAGUUAUGAAUCAUUUACUACACUUAAUGUUGAUAUAUUAGAUCAUAGAAAUUUAAUUGAUUCAUUAGAACAAUAUGUAAAAGGUGAAUUAUUAGAAGGUGAUAAUGCAUAUCAUUGUAGACUAUGCAAUAAAAAAAUACCAAUAUUAAAACGAAUGUGUAUUCAAAAAUUACCAUUAGUAUUAACUAUUCAAUUAAAACGUUUCGAUUAUGAUUGGGAACAGGGUGUUUCACUUAAAUUUAAUAAUUAUUGUGAAUUCCCACGUCAUUUGGAUAUGUUACCAUAUACUGUCCAAGGUUUAAAAGACUCUACAGAUUCAUCGUCCUGUAUAACUACUGAUGUCAUCAAUAACACCAAUGAUAAUAAUGAUGAUAAUAAUAAUGAUGAUAAUAAUCCAUGUACAAAAUAUAAUUUACGCGGUGUAGUUGUUCAUAGUGGUCAAGCAUCAUCUGGACAUUAUUAUUCAUUUAUUCGACAUUAUCGACCACGAACAAAAACAUUUAAAUGGUAUAAAUAUGAUGAUCAUAAUGUUAUCCCUGUUCGGUUAGAUAAAGAUGAAGAGGCUAUGGACCAGUGGUUCGGUGGUGAAUGGAAAGUUCCACCACAUGAUCUGUCGAAAUUUACUCAUUUAAGAUCUGGUAAACGUUGGUGGAGUGCAUAUUUAUUAUUCUAUGAACGUGAGGAUUUCCAUGAACAAAUUAAAAACAUAUCAAUAUCUAAAUUAGGUUUAAAUCCAAAACAAUCGAGACUAACUAAACGUGUACAGGAUAUUGUAAAUUGGCAAAAUAUUGAACAUUUACAUCAUCGUAUUCAAUUUGACCCAUUACUUCCAGAAUUCAUUUAUAAUUUAAUUAAUAACAAUAUACAAUUGUGUAUGAGUAAUUCCAGUGCCUAUCAGAAUUUAGGAUUUAUUACUUUAGAAUUAUUACUUCAUUUUAUUUUUCUACGUUACCAUGUGGUCAUAUCAAAUUGGAAAUCUUGGCUAUUGUUAUUCAUCAAGUUGAUUUCAAUUAGUGCGCCAAUAAGAUGUCAAUUAAUUAAAACAAUGUUUCUAUCAUCACCGGAUCAAAUUAGAUUUUUACAAUUUCAUUGCCCUUAUCCUGAAAUGCGAUUUCUCAGUGCCGCUCUAAUCAUUUAUGUCUGUCAUUUAUGUAUGAAUGAUCCAUCUGUACAGUGUGAAGAUAUUCUACACUCUUUUAUUUCACUAGUUAAUAGUUCUACCACUAUUACUCAUACUGCUACUAAUACUGCUGUAAGUGGUGACGAUAAUAAUUGUUGUUCUAAUGUAUGCAAUACAGGGUCUAUAUCAACCAGCACUACGAAUGCGACCACUUCUCCAAAUAUUGAAGUCACUGCCAAUACUACAAAAAUAACCGCUGAUACUACUCCUACUACAGCCAGUGUCUUGUCUUAUUUAUUAAGGUCUACAUUAAAUGAAACAAAGUCACCAGUAUUUGUUGAAAAUUCAACUGUAGAUAACGCACAGAUUACUGCUCAAAUAUUUUCUGCCACAUCUUUUAUUAAUCGUUUUAUAAAUUUACCACAGAAACGUUCUUCUAGUUCUUUACAAAAUGAUUCCAAUAUUAGUGAUAGUAAGAAUAAUAAUUUAUGUAAUCAACUGAUUAAUCCAGGAGAAUGUUUAAUACAAUUGAUAGUACAUCAGUUGCAUUUCUCUCCAAAUACAUUAGCACUAUCAUCAAAUAAAUCUUUCCAAGAACAACAACCAUAUUAUCAUCAACCUUACUCUACAAUCCGAUCAGGAAAUCCUUCAUCAUCUUCAUUUCCUAUGAAUGCUGCGGUUCCAUCAACACUUCAAUCUAUGAUGACAGUGCCAUCAGCAUCAUCAUCGACUACGUUAUACCCAUCUGUUAAUAAUAAUAAUCGUUCUACAUCAUUACCAUCAUCAUCGUUACCAACUGUAUGUCCUUCAUCUGCAAUAUGGGCACAAUAUUUUGCUAUUUUGUUAGAUUAUGCAAAUUAUGGUAAACAAGAAUGUUGUUAUCUGUUAAAACUACACGUUCCGGAAAUUUUAAUCAAUUAUAUGCUGUCCUAUGAAGUUAUGUUGAAAACUGUUGAAACUUCGGCAUCAGGAACAACAACAUCAAUACCGUAUGCUUCCCUUGUCGGCUGGAAUCAAGAACCACGUAAUUACGACUGUAUACAAACAUCCGUCAAACGUUCAUAUAAUGAAUUAUCUAUGGAAAUUCAAUCAUUGAGUUGUACAAAUUUGCGGCUUUCAUCUUGUUUAGAUGCUUUAGUCUAUGCACUUAUGACUAAUUCAACAGUGUCAACUACAACAUCAAAUUCGAAUUUUGAUUUUUACAGUCAUUAUAAAUAUGACUAUAAUGAUACAGUGAACAAUGAACAGAAUAAUUUGACCACAAUUACUAAUCAUGAUAUGAAUACUACCGUGUCUAAUAUUAUCACCUAUUCUGGUUUAAAAAUCUUACUAGAUUUAUUAUCUUAUCUAGUCAGAUCUUGUGAAAUCCCAUCUCAUUACCUCAAUUUCCCACCACGAUUAUCUUCGUCACCACCACCUUUUUCUUCGACAACAUCAUCUGCUAUUUGUUAUCCUUUAGCAAAAACCGAAGACCAGGUCUCGCGUAAGAUAAAUAAAACAGAGAAACGUUCUGAACCUUAUGGAGCUUGUCCAAUCAUUUCAGAAUCAUUAUUAACUGAUACACAAGCUAACUCAAUAUCUACCAAUCAGCGUAAUCCUUAUUGUGUAACAUCUACUCCAUUGGUUACUCUUUCCAACUCUUUGAUUCAGUUAUUUUUUUCCAGCCAAUCAGAACGUAUUGUUAAACGGUUAACAGGCUCACUCCUUAAUCCAAUCACAUUGAAGCCGAUUUCAGAUAUGCUAUUGUUCUUCUCUUAUGAAAAUAUGAAUUUUUCAGAUCUUAUUCUCAGGGAAUUAGUCUAUUCCAUUUUGCAUCCAUGUGAUUUAGACAGCAUAUUAAAAUUGUUAGAACGUUUAUUACAAUUAUCUGAUUCAUUAAAAUCUGUUCGUAUACGUCUUCUGUUUAGCUAUUCCAACGAUGUUGACCUAUUCAAACUAUUAAAUUCCAAUUUUAUUUAUGAAACAAAUACUGCAGCAUAUCAAGUAUUCUAUUUAUUUAUUAAUUUAUUAUUCACGGAUCCGGAUGUAAUCACUUAUUUAUCAAGCGAAAUCUAUUUGGUUAAAGUAUUAAGUGAGAUUACUGUAUCAGCUUUGGAUAGUUUAAAAUUAGACACAUCGGAUAACUGGCUUGAUGAUAAAGAAAAAACAAUAGAAGCACUUGAACAAGCUGGACGAAUUCUAAUGAAUUUGAUCCCUUCAAUUGCGACGCUUCCAAACGAUAUGAUUGGUGUGAUUGAGAAUGAUAGUGUACAAGAUGAUGACGUUGAUCUUGAUGAUGAUAAUGCUAACGGCGAUGAGAACCGGAUCACUAUUGCCUACAAAAAUAACAACGAAAAGCAAUAUGGUAGUCGAUUUUCAAAUUGGGGAAAAAGUGCAGAGAAUGAAGAUGUUGAAGAGGUAGAAGAUGACAAUGAUGACUACGGUGCUGAUGACGAUGAUGAUGAUAAUGUAGGUGAAGAAAUAGAUGAGAGAAACGAUCAUUUAAUUACAUCCCUAUGUCGUAUUACCUCUUCAUCUUUGUCGACAUCUGAUGAUCCUGAACUGGAUCAUUUACCUUCAAAUCAUGAAUAUAUGAUGAGUCAUAAUAUAACAAGGACUAGUACUAGUACAAUAGUCGAUACUAGUUUAGAUACUUUUAACCAUACAUGUAUCACUGCUGGUCCACCGGCCACCACUACUUAUACUACUAUUACUACUGCAAGUAGUAAUAAUAAUAAUAAUAGUAAUGUUAAUAGCAGUAGACAAAUAUAUGGACAAUUAUUAUCAUGUGGUUCGUUGAUGGAGGAAAUAGUAACUCAAAAACAACAAGAAGAAAAUAGUUUAACCAGUCCUAACAAUCAUAAAUUAAAUGAUAACAAUGAGUAAUAAUAUAUAAUGUAAGCUAGAAACCAAAUCAGUUCCUCAUUGUUUUCUCAUCCUGCUUGAUCUUUCUCUUUAUUGAUUAAUUCAUUAUGAUUUCCACAUCGAAUUGUUUAUCAAUAAAAUGUCAAGUACAUUGUAUCUGUGUGUGUGUGUGUUUAUUGUACCAAUUAACAAAUUGAUUGCUAAUAAUGAUAAUAAUGAUAAAUACCUCUGAUCUCUCCUUAGCUCUUUCAUUGUAUCUUCAAUUGAAUUCAUAUAAAGAGAUUUUGUAUUUCCUAGAAUGUAUAUAUUCUACUUGUAUGUGUUUGCCUAGGGGGGGGGGCUCAUAUGAUUUAACAUAAUAUACAAGAUCAUUUUCCCGAAUUUCUUUUUUAUUUAAAUGAAUUUAAUUUAUCAAUAUAAAAGUAGACAAUAUCGCUUUAAUUGUUUUCAUUAUUGUUCAUAUCCAUUUAAGGCAUUAUUGUUUUAAUAUUAGAAUUACAUUAUAAUCAUUCUCUUGUCCCCUAUUAGUAUGAAUGUAUAUGCUUGUGAAUGAAUGGCUAUAUAAAUUUUCCUUAUUCAUUAUUAUCAUUUUAAUAAAGAUCAAAACGGGGUUUAUCUUACUUUAUCUUCAAAUUGAAUUUUCUUUAUUCUGUUUUGUUUGUAUUAUUUAUAUGGUUGUUUUCAUUGAGUCUCAAGGGCAUCAUUGUUACUUUUCUCCCCCCUCUCUCUCUCUCUCCAUGUUCCCUAUUGCAUAACAACUGUGAAUGAACCGUUAUAUAAAUUUUCUAUUCAUUUUGUGUUAUAGUUCACAAUCAUAUUUAUUUAAUCUUUUCAUUGCUUCUCAAGUCAUCAUUGUUACUUUUCUGUCUGUCUCUCUCUCUCUCCAUGUUCCCUAUUGCAUAACAACUGAAAAUAAGCUAAUUUAUUGAUUAUUGUAUUUUUAACCCACCCUCAUUUAUUUAAGUAACCCGGUUCUGAAUAAUCAAUUAUAUUUUACAAAAAAAAAAAAACAUUUAAACUAUAUAGCUAAUAUACUUAAAAGAGUUCAUUAUUGAAGAAAACUCUUAUUGUUUUGAUUAUCAUUGUGUUUUGUUUUGUUUUUUUUUUGGCUGAAAAUUCAUUGUUUCAAAUGAUAUAAAUAUAUAUACAUAUUUACCGAAGUUCUACGUUGUUCUACGUUCUACAUUGUAACUGACUGACAUAUUUACCGGGUCUAUUCAUUUAUGCUUUAUAUAAUGAAAGUAGUAAUAGUUUGUUUGUUUGUUUGUUUGUUUGUUUUUCUUUUUGAAUAUUUUCAGUUUCAUUUGUAAGUUUUUGUUUAUCACUUUGAUUGAUUGAUUGAUUCAUUUAUUUAUUGUACUGACUUGUUUAUCUUCAUUUUUGUCUCUAUUUACCCAUCUAUCUAUCUAUGUCCCGAUUUAGGUAUUAUAUUAGUGUAUAAAUGAAAUUUAUUCAUUAUGACUUAUUAUUCUUUUCGUUUUCGUUUUUUUCUCUUUUUUUUCCUACAAUUGUAAAGAUGAAAUGAGAGAAUGUUUCUAUUUUUUAUCAAACAAUCGAUUUCAUACAAAUAUUGUGCUUAAUGUACUUUUUUUUUUUAAAAUUCCUGGACUUAUUAUGUAUUAUACACAUCUUUGUGCUAAUGUGGUAUAGCAACACUCGAACUGAUGUAUGCACGUACGAAGUUCUACGUUGUGACUGACUGACUAAGUGACUAAAAGUUUGUUUGGUUGGUUUUUUUCUUGUUUCAAUGACAAAUAAAUUUUGUGAUAUUUUUCUCUUAGUUGUUUAUAGGUAUCUAUGUGCAUAUACAUUUUGUGUACCCAAUUGAUUUCCAUUUUUUCUUUUUCCUCUUUAUUUAGUGCUUACAUUCUUGUUAUUUGUAAUUCAAUGAUAUUGUCAGAAGUAAAUAAUUUUAUCUUUGUUUUGUUUAUGUAGCUUUUUGUAUUGUCUAAGCGAUAUAGGUAAAUACAGAUUACUUGAGUAAGACCUUGAACCAAAUAUUUAUAAUUAAUGAUAAUAGGGAAAUAUUAGAUGUCAUAUGGAGCGAACUUACUCAUAAUGAAGUAGUCGAACACGUCGACAACUUCACUUAUCUU
Schistosoma rodhaini is the source of this 14309-nucleotide messenger RNA. Lineage: Eukaryota; Metazoa; Platyhelminthes; Trematoda; Strigeidida; Schistosomatidae. The record is from the annotation of a GenBank genome assembly.